Rotaria sp. Silwood2 is the source of this 1335-nucleotide messenger RNA. The record is from the annotation of a GenBank genome assembly. NCBI's taxonomy places the organism in Eukaryota, Metazoa, Rotifera, Eurotatoria, Philodinida, Philodinidae.
AUGUCCAGUGACAUUCGUCCAGUCGAUAAUUACUGUCGAUCAUAUUGGAUGUCUAAUCCUGACAAACUUGCAAAUUAUCGUUCGACAGAUGAUCUACCACAACAUUCUGAUAUAGUCAUUAUUGGAUCCGGAUACAGUGGUUCAGCAUGUGCCUAUUAUCUUUAUAAAUAUGGGCAGUCACUAAAGAAACCAUUGAUGAUAACCAUGGUUGAAGCUCGUGAAACAUGCUCAGGAGCAACAGGACGCAAUGGUGGACAUCUGAAACCGGAUGUGUAUUAUUCCUAUAAACGAUACUCGGAAAAAUAUGGCCGUCAAAUGGCGGAGACAUUGAUGGAAUUCGAAGCGAAACAUAUUCAGGCAAUGUCAGCACUCGUAUUGGAAGAGAAUAUUCAAUGUGAUUGGGAGGUUACACGAGCUUGUGAUGCAUAUAUGAAUCCUGAACUAGCUGCAAAAGCUAAAGCUUCGUUUCAGCAGCGUUGUGCUGAUGGUGGUAAUGUCCAUGACAUUUAUGAAGUACCUUCGGAUGAUCUUCUCGCUAUGACUCGAGUGAAAAAUGUUGUCUAUGGCAUCACAUUCACAGGUGCUAGUAUUCAUCCAUAUAAACUGAUUCACCAUCUUCUCAAUAAAUCCAUCGAACAAGGAAUGAAUUUGCAAACAAACACGCCUGUGCUUACCGCAAUUCGACUACCGUCUGGUCAGUGGUCGAUAGUGACUCCAAGAGGUACAAUAUAUGCAUCUAAAGUUAUCUUUGCUAUGAAUGCAUACACGGCUGGAGUUCUUCCAUUAUUUAAUAACAAGAUCGUGCCCAUUCGUGGCACCAUAUGUCGAAUUCUUCCAUCAGUUAAGUUUCAACAAUCGCCUCUAAAAAUGACCUAUUCAAUACGUUUAAAAGAAAAUCAAUUUGAUUACAUGAUCCCUCGUCAAACGGGUGAUCGAUCUAUCAUUCUUGGUGGAGCAAAACCUGCACAUAUCUCGGAAAUGAAAAUUUGGUACAAUAAUUGGGAUGACAGUAUCGAAUAUAACAAUGACGAAAGUAAGAAAUAUUUCGAAGAGUAUAUGCCCAAACAUUUUGACGCAUGGGGAACCGAUGAUGGAGGAUGCCAACAAUUCUGGACUGGUAUAAUUGGCUAUUCAUCUGACUUGUUGCCAUUCGUUGGACAAUUACCUGAUCUACCAAAUGGAUAUGUUAUCGCCGGAUUUCAUGGGCUAGGUAUGCCACGCAUUUUACUUUGUGCUCGAGCGUUGGCUGACAUCGUACUGGAAAGAACAACCAACAUUGAAGAGCUUCUUCCUGAACCGUAUGUAGUCACUAAGAGUCGAUUAGAAACCAAAUAA